Molecule: messenger RNA, 1684 nt
Organism: Paramecium octaurelia
Lineage: Eukaryota; Ciliophora; Oligohymenophorea; Peniculida; Parameciidae
Source: the annotation of a GenBank genome assembly
AUGGAUUAUAUAAGAUAAAAAGUGUCAGGCAAAAAAAAUCGCUUAAAAGAAGGCAAUUUUAAUUUGGAUCUAACUUACAUCACUUAAAGAAUAAUAGCAAUGAGCAUCCCUGGCGAAGGCUUUGAAGGACUCUAUCGUAAUCCUAUCGAUUAAGUAAAUUUGAUAAUAAUUAAGAGGUGGCUUAAUACUUGAAUGAAAGACACAAUGAAGAUUAUUUCAUAUUUAAUUUGAGUGGCAAAAAUUAUGAUGAAUAAAAAUUCAAAGGAUCUAUCUUUAAGGAUUAUUUUUGGAAGGAUCAUCAUUCUCCAUCUUUAAAUGUCUUAUUUGACAUUUGUCUACAAAUUCAUAAUAUUUUGAAGGGUAAUAAUAAUGAGUAUGGAAUUAGCUAAUGAAGAGAAUGUAGUAGUAAUCCAUUGCUUGGCUGGAAAAGGGAGAACUGGAACAGUUAUUUGCUGCUAUUUAUUAUAUUCUGGUAGAUUUAAUAAUGUGGCUGAUGCUCUUAAUUAUUAUGGGAAAAAAAGAUUUCAUGGAGAGGGAUUAAGUGUAAAUUAACCAUGUCAAAUCAAAUACAUUGAAUAUUUCUAUAAGUUACUUAAUAUGAAAACACGGAUAUUCCCUAAUCUCAUCCAAAUUUCAUCAAUAUCCUUUUACGGAAGGUACUUAAACAAUAUUAUAAUUGAUAAGAUCUCCAUAAAUGAACAUUAAUGGGUAGUGCUAUCCUUACGUAGAAAUAAUUGAUGUUAAAAAGGAUUCCAUAUUGUAUUCAACCAAAUAAAUGUCCAAAAAAUAUGUAGGUUAGAGUCAUCAUAUUAUUUUGCCAAAUUAAACUCCAUUAGUUGCAGAUAUUCUUAUUAAUGUGAAGAAUCAUGGAACCCUAUCGGAUUCAAAAAUGUUUAGAUUCUCUUUCAACACAGCUUUCAUUGAAAAGUAAGAUUGCGAAUUCAUAUAGACAUGUUACCUAUCAAUUAAAUGAGUUGGAUCCAACUUAACUUUAAGACGAUCAACGAUUUGAUAAGCAAUUCAGAGUUGAAGUAAUUGUCUACCUAAUUCAAGUUAGAGAUCGAAGAAUGUAAAAAUUGCUCCAAACUAAAUACCAUUGAAGAUAAAUGCCAAAUAUGUAAACCACACUUAAUUGAACAUCAAGAGACAUGGAGCAGAAUAAAUGAAAUUAUUAGCAGAUACAUUAAACCUACUGAAAGUUAAACAACAAAAUUACUAUUCAGAACUAAAUAAAAUGAUGAUGUAGAAUCCAUACUCAAAGAAGAAGUCUUAGAAUUAACUAACUCAUUUUAUUUUAAAAUGUAGUUAAAAGACCAAUAAGUAUAAUUAUGAUGUUGAUGAAUAAAUUUACAUCUUAUUUAAUAGAAACAAUUUUGUUUAAAUUCUUUUGUUUUUUUAGAGAUAUUAUUAACAAAUCUUGUUUCAACAAUAGUUUAGUGUUUCUAUGCAAACAUAUGCCAAAUUUCUAUUAAGUGUUACACUUCCUAACAAGAAGUUUUAAUCUUGGAUCUAUAGUCUAUCACAGAAGGAUAAAAUAUAGAAGACAAGAGAAUUGAAACCUUAAUCUAAGACCUGGUGGAUGAAUUAACGAAAAAUCAAAAAGAAUAAUGAUGCAGUUAUAGUUAGUUUUUUUACAAAGCUGGCUCAAGUUAACUCUUUCAAUUUUGGAUAGCAUAGUUUAUGA